This is a messenger RNA of Helicoverpa zea (corn earworm), 3146 nucleotides long. RefSeq names its product ethanolaminephosphotransferase 1. Gene Ontology annotation, molecular function: ethanolaminephosphotransferase activity. Gene Ontology annotation, biological process: phosphatidylethanolamine biosynthetic process. The transcript has 10 exons. Bases 203 to 1360 code for a protein of 385 amino acids. The record is from RefSeq and is a predicted model, not a curated record. Gene Ontology annotation, cellular component: endoplasmic reticulum membrane; Golgi apparatus. NCBI's taxonomy places the organism in Eukaryota, Metazoa, Arthropoda, Insecta, Lepidoptera, Noctuidae.
GUCAUUUUGAAUUGUGGGAGUGUGGUGUCGCUUGUGAUUUAAGUUGAAAUUACGCUGUUAAAAUAAAAUUGUACAGCGUGUUAUAGAUGCAUUAACAAAGUAUCCGCUCGAUACUUCAUAAAUUGGAAAUAUGAGAUCGUGGUAGAAUGUAUUUAAUUUACAUUGCUUUCAAAUAACAAAAUAUUAUUUAACAACGUUCGUCAUGGCUCGCUUCCUGUCGGAGGAUAAAUUAAAAGGUUUCGAAAAAUACAAAUAUAACUCAGUGGAUACUAGCGUCCUGAGCAAUUAUGUUAUGCACCCAUUUUGGAACUGGUGUGUCCAGUUUUGUCCAGUAUGGGUGGCACCCAACCUGCUGACUUUUACGGGCUUCCUACUCACGGUGCUCAACUUCUUUGUCUUCUCAUAUUAUGACUACGGUUUCUAUGCCUUGACUGCUGAGAAUGUCUCUAAGGAUUACAUUCCGUCAUGGGUUUGGGCCGUUUCAGCAGUAAACCUUUUUGUGGCAUAUACACUUGAUGGCAUCGACGGCAAGCAAGCUCGCCGUACUGGGACUAGUGGACCACUGGGGGAGCUGUUUGAUCAUGGACUGGACUCCUAUUCUGCCGUCCUCAUACCCACCUUCCUCUACAGUAUAUUUGGCAGAGAUGAAGUGAGCACGCUGAGGUUUCUGUUUCUCAUAUGGAACAUCUUCUUCAACUUCUAUCUGACGCACUGGGAGAAGUACAACACGGGCGUCAUGUUCCUGCCGUGGGGAUACGACUUUACCAUGAUUGGAUCCUGUAUCCUGCUACUAGUGACAUCAGUGUUCGGUCCCGAGGCAUGGCACAUUCCCCUACCCGGUGGCAUCACGCCGGGCGUCGUGUUCGAGUUCGUGCUCUAUUUCUCCGCUAUGCUCACCAGCCAGACGGUCAUAUUGUGGAAUAUUUACAAAUCGUAUCGCGACGGCACGGGCAAGAUGCGUUCGUUCAGCGAGGCGGUGCGUCCCCUAGUGCCGCUGUUCAUAUUCUUCGCGCUGAGCUCGGCGUGGGCCAUCUACUCGCCCACCGACAUCAUCAAUAGAGCGCCCAGGAUCUUCUACAUACUCACCGGAACUAUAUUCUCUAAUAUUAACUGUCGGCUAAUAGUGUCACAAAUGAGCGACACUCGUUGCGAAGUGUUCAACGGUCUGCUGAUCCCGUACGCGGCAGUAAUGGCGGUGGUGUUCGGCUGCGCCGUGUCGCCCAACACCGAGCUCUUGUUGCUCUCUGCGCUGUGUGUUGCCAGCUCUAUUGCGCAUAUCUACUACGGUACCAAAGUGGUACAAGAAAUGUGUGAUCACUUCAACAUUGAAUGUUUCCAUAUCAAACCAAAGAUAAAAUAAGUUAUUUAUAAUAGAUUCCAAUUGGAAGUUGUGAAUUAAUGGUGUAAACAACUUAUAUGUCCCUAAUACUCUUGUAUUGUGGUUGUAUUUAAACAUAAAGGUAUGCGAUCAUAUACCUUCCACUUUCAUAUUUACGGAAGUCAACAAGAUGUGUUAUGCCAAUUUUGCCAGUGGAAAUGGAGCAGAUUUUUAUUUACUUUUUUAUACUGUUGUUACUUUUUUUUUGUUUCUCGUUACCCAAAUGAAAUAUGAUGUGGAUUGUAAAUACGUAUUUUCAUAUAUUCUACAUUUGAAUGAAUUACUGUGAAAUGGACGCGUACCUUUAUUGAACACUACCGUUAAGUACUUGCAGCUGUUUAGUGAGUAGACUAGCAAAGUUUUAGGCCCUUAUAAACAACUGUAUACUUUUGAUUUUAGAAAUCAAACCUGCCGUUUGGAGCAAGCAUUUAUCUUAAUAUAAUAAUUUAUCCAAUGCUAUUUUCUGAGUGAUAUUUCAAAUAUAUUAGUUCUAUAAACUGAGGACCAACAAACAAAAUCAACUGAUUUUAAGGAUGCAUUAAACAACUGUGGAUUUAAUUGCUCUAAUUUUUUAACGGCCAGUUUUUUCAUCAAAAGUUAAAGUUAAAGUAAUGUCUAAAGUUAAAGUAACGGUCAAAUUUGUUUUUUCAAGGCCAAAGUGACAGCAAAAUUCAUAGAAAAAUUGAAUUUAACCGUUACUUUAACUUUAGUCAUUACUUUGACUUUUACUUUGGCUUUAACUUUUGAUGAAGAAACCGGCUGUUAGUCUUGUAAAUAUAACUUUUAGUCCAGGGUAAAGUUUCGCAAUUAUGUUACUAUGUUUGUAAUAAUAUUGGGCGGGCAUUUAUUGAACAUUAAUUUAAGAACUUUUAGUCCUCAUAGAUUAAGACUAAAUUAAAACGUUACUAGUAACGCUAGUCAUGUUUAUUAGAUAAUAAAUUGUUACUCAUGCCAUAUAAUAUGUCAUACAAUAGAUGUGUAAUAUCAUGCCAAAUGUUUCCAUUUAGAUAUAAAUUUAGUCAAUUUUAUCAAAUUAUAUACUUUCUAUUAAGUAGUAGGUGUCUAGUGUACAUGUAUUUUUAUAUACUGAUCUUCUUGUCGUAACUCAAUGUUAUAGAUAGCAUGUAAUGUUAUAUUGUUAGCUAAACUUGAUAAUGAUCUGAAAUCCAAAUCUCAGGUUGAUAUACGCGUUCCUCCUUUAUAUACAUAGAAAAUUAUUAGUUUUUAUUUGUGGGACAAGGUGUGAGUAUUUUCCAAUGUUUUGUGAUGGAUCUAGCAUGUUUAGUUAUAUUCUCGCUAGUUACUAGAUAAUUUAUAAUUUUCACUCAGUACAGCUGUGUACGUAAAUCUUGUCUUUUUAGGGCAACCACAUUAUUAUCUGACAGUUUCACUUUCAACUACCCUAAACAAAUGUUAUAUGCCCGAGACUGGUGUGAUUGGCACUUAUUCCUUACAGUCCAGCAAGUGGCAAGGCUGAUAUGAUGAAGUUUUUCAUACCUUUUAUCUGCCUGUAUGCAAUUUUUUUUCUUUAUUGAAAGGAAAAAGUACAACUAAAAUUACCAAGUGAAUAAUUACUGUAUGCUAAUGUUUUUGCCCUAAGUCAUCUAUGGUAUUUAAAGAGAGGGUUGCUCAAUAUUGUACCUGUUUUAUUUUAAUAGUUUUAUUGUACGCCUAAAGGUUUUGAACUGGAGGGUAGGAACUGUAAAGCGACUCUGCCUCAUCUACAUUUCAAGUCUUGUAUUGUCAAUAAAGGACUUAAAUUUAAAAA